Molecule: messenger RNA, 351 nt
Organism: Mesorhabditis spiculigera
Lineage: Eukaryota; Metazoa; Nematoda; Chromadorea; Rhabditida; Rhabditidae
Source: the annotation of a GenBank genome assembly
AUGGCCUAUCGUGGAGGAGUGCUGCUUGGCCUGGAAGUGCGAUUCCAAAAGAAGCACGUCUUCAUAGAGUUGCCUGAUGAAGCGCCCGUUGUAGCAAUUAAAAAUAUGAUGUCAAAAUUACUUCAGAUUCCUGCCGAUCAAUAUAAGAUAGUUUGGCGCCAAGAUGGAGAGAACUGGAAGGUACUUGGAGAUGAGCAGACACUCGCCCAAGCCGGUUUCAGUCAAAAUAAUGCACGGGUUCAGCACCCAGCAGUCGUUGGCAUGCUGAAACUUGGCCAAGAUGAGCCUCAAAUCACUCCAUUAUCUGGCCCUCCACCGGUCCCUGAUAGUCUUCGUAAUGAUAACCACGAU